Argiope bruennichi is the source of this 5615-nucleotide messenger RNA. RefSeq names its product brain tumor protein-like. Gene Ontology annotation, biological process: negative regulation of translation. Gene Ontology annotation, molecular function: zinc ion binding; translation repressor activity; protein binding. NCBI's taxonomy places the organism in Eukaryota, Metazoa, Arthropoda, Arachnida, Araneae, Araneidae. The transcript is spliced from 2 exons. The record is from RefSeq and is a predicted model, not a curated record. Bases 193 to 2475 code for a protein of 760 amino acids.
AAGGUGACCGUCGUAUAAAGUGUGACGCUCCGUACCGAAGUUAGAAACGGUUGCGACUCGGCUCCGCGGUUUUCUCUUACUUCUUUAACCACCUACUACUAGUGACGAACAUUGCAAUUUGGUCCUCAUGGCUUAUCGUAUCAGACACUGGAUACCAGAUUGGUUCAUCCAUAAUCUGAGGCAUCUCUUAUAAUGGCAUCACCUACUCCAUCUUUACCAGAUUCUUCACUAUUUGGAUCUCCUCAGUUAGGCUCCUUUGGGGACCAAUCAUCUCAACCAGAAAGUUUGGGUACCGAGUGCGGCCUUUGCCACGAGACUUACACUGUCCCCAAAGUAUUGCCUUGCUUGCACACUUUUUGUCAACCUUGUCUUGAAAAGGUCCAGGAGAACCAUGAUAAAAUAACAUGCCCAAAGUGUGAACAAGAUUGCAUUCUUCCUGCUCAAGGUAUAGCUGGACUACUUUCUGAUUACGCCAUCAACAACGUACUUGAGACAUCUUCGAUAGACGGCUCUCCUCUUUCUUGCACUGGUUGUAAAACCAAAGAUACGCACGCAGUAGCUCGGUGUUUUGACUGUGCCAAUUAUUUGUGUGGAAAUUGCGUCAUGGCUCACCAAUAUAUGCAUUGCUUUGAAGGGCAUCACGUCGUCAAUCUUAAAGAUCAAACAAACAAAGAGGACUUUAAAACUGAAAAACUGUUAUGUUGUCCUCGACAUAAAGCCGAAACUCUGCGUUUCUUUUGUAGGACAUGUAACAUACCAAUAUGUAAAGAGUGCACUACUUCUGAGCAUCUGAAAGGGCUGCAUGAUUAUGAUCACAUAUCAGAAAUAGGUACAAGGCAGGUGGAAAUUCUGGCAGAUCUUGUUGAGCAAAGCAAGGCUAAGACCAACGAUUUAAGAAAUGCUGCCAAAUCUGUCGAGCAUUUAUCAUCCCGUCUUCAAAUGCAGUAUCACAAAGCACAAGCAGAAAUCAAUGAUACUUUUAAUUUUUACUGUUCAGUAUUGGAAGAACGCAAGGAGGAAUUAAUGAAAGAACUUGAGGAUCUUUAUAAUACUAAAAUGGUUUCCUUGAGUUUAGUUGGAAACAAAGUUCAGGAAAUGGUAGAAAAUGCAAAUAAUCUUUCUUCCUAUUUUGAUCGAAUUACAAAAUUUUCUAGCACUACUGAAAUUCUAGUAUUUAAACAGCUUCUUGAUUCUAAAUUGCAUUGUGUUAUAUCUUAUAACCCCGAAGUAAAUAUGCAGUCCAUGGAUCUUGAGUUCCUGUCCAAUUACCAAGCCAUCCAGGUUGGAGUAAGGAAUACAUUUGGUUACAUCCGCCAUAGUUCUGAGGCUGCUCCAACUACGAAACCACAACCUAUUGCCAGACCAAAUGGCGUCGUUAAUUCGGAUCGCACUAACACAUACCAAAACGGACAUGGUUACGAAUCGAAUAUCAUAUCUAAAAGAUUUGGAUCUGCUAAUAGCCUUGGGCCUUUUUCUACUAGCUUAAGUGAUAUAAGCCCUUAUGAAAAAUGGUCCAGUGGCCCUACAGAUGUAUUCCAAAAUGGUACAAAUGAUACGUUUCAUCUAGGUGUGGAUCCUGUUAUUGAUCUGACAUCCAAGUUCAUUUCUGCUACGAUGUAUCCUCUGAAAUCACAAAUAAAAAGACAAAAAAUGAUCUAUCACUGUAAAUUCGGAGAGUUUGGUGUCAUGGAAGGACAGUUUACUGAACCAAGUGGAGUGGCUGUUAAUGCGCAAAAUGACAUUAUAGUUGCAGAUACCAAUAAUCACAGGAUUCAAAUCUUUGAUAAGGAAGGAAGAUUCAAAUUUCAGUUUGGGGAAUGUGGUAAACGUGAUGGACAACUUUUAUAUCCUAACAGAGUUGCUGUUGUUAAAACUUCUGGUGACAUCAUUGUUACCGAAAGAAGUCCAACACAUCAAAUACAAAUAUAUAAUCAAUAUGGACAAUUUGUAAGAAAAUUCGGGGCGAACAUACUUCAACAUCCUCGUGGAGUGACUGUAGACAUUAAAGGUCGUAUAAUUGUAGUUGAAUGCAAAGUAAUGAGAGUUAUAAUAUUUGAUCAACUUGGAAAUGUCUUGCAGAAAUUUGGAUGUUCUAAGCAUUUAGAAUUUCCUAAUGGCGUCGUGGUGAAUGAUAAGCAGGAAAUUUUCAUCAGUGAUAAUAGAGCUCACUGCGUGAAGGUUUUCAAUUAUGACGGUGUAUUCCUUCGUCAAAUCGGAGGUGAAGGUUUAACCAACUACCCCAUUGGAGUUUGCAUUAAUCAGAAUGGAGAAAUUUUAGUGGCCGACAAUCACAACAACUUUAAUAUCACCAUAUUCACUCAAGAUGGACAGUUAGUUAAUGCUUCUGAGAGUAAGGUCAAGCAUGCCCAAUGCUUCGAUGUAGCUUUGAUGGAUGAUGGUUCAGUUGUCCUUGCUAGUAAAGAUUAUCGCCUGUAUAUCUACCGUUACAUGCAGAUCCCAAGUCUUGGAAUAUAAAAUGAAAAGCAUCUUUAUGAGUUGUUGUAUAUGAAAUGUUACCCAAUUAUUGCCUUUUUGGAACUGUGGCAGCUGUUACGAAUGAAAGAUGAAAUAAGGGAAUAAUGAAAAUUUAAUGGAAGAAAAAAAAUAUUUGGUAAGGUUGGUGUUUUAAAAGCAUUUUCUGCAGUAUUGAAACUUAAAUGUAGUUUUGCUUCAUAUAACCGAAUUUAACACAUUGGAAUGUCUUGUGUAGAAACGAACAAUGUUUUUAAACAUGCAUUUCAGAACUGUUCUCUCUUCCUUAAAUUAUCAAGUUUUCUUUCUUUCAUACACAUUUGAAUUCAUAAAGCAGCUGUCACUUGUUAGCGAAAGGGCACGUCAAACUAAAGUAAUUUUUUAAAAGUGUCCUCUAACUCUACAAGAAUUGUUAUGUUGGAUAUGAGAUUAAAAUAGUUACUUUGAAAGAAAUACCAUAUUUUUUUGCAGUUAUCGAAUGGUAUUACUGGCCCUAGUCAUAAUAGUCAGCAGCUAUUGAAGCUUCUUCCAUUGCUUGUUCCCACAAAUUUUUGUGCUAUGUUAAAAAUAUAACAGUGUUUUUAACUUAUUUAUUAAAGAGUAAACUUAACUUUUUACGAAAACUAGAAGCCAAAGAUGCAUUGUAAUUUUUCCUGUGAUCUCUUUGAAGAUUGGGGCCACUUGUUGAAAACAGUUGUUGAACACUCUGCCAGCCUGAAAUUUCUGCCUUACUAAAAUGCUUGGACUACAGCAUCUACCUUUGCCUUCGUGACCUGUUUGACGCACCAGGUCUGUUUUCUUCCAAUACUGUGCAGGCACUAUUUCUCCUGUACUGUCGGUUUAGAUGAACUUCCAGGUUUUAUGAGUUAUGUUUAACAUGGGUGCCAAUUUUCCCUGUUAAUUUUAGUGUUUAUUAAAUUUUGUGUUGACUUAUUUAUAUUCACUACUCGUUCGUAUUACCUUCCAAAUAGAUUUUUAAUUAUAGUAGAUGGAAGUGUUGAAGCCCGUUAUAUCAAGAUCUGAUAGUUGUAUCUCGAGUCAUGCAAACGUCUGCUUCGGCAAACUCAGUCUCUGUUAUAUUCCAAAUAUUUAAGCAUUUAACUUUUAACUGGUUAAACUAUGAGCAUUGAAAAACAAGUUACCGUUGUGAAUUUGAUAGAAUUAGUUUUGUUUAUUGUUUAAAGUUUGUAAGCUGAGGAUCGCACUAAUUAAUUGAUGGACCAAGUUAAUGAAUUAAACUGAUCCUUUAAAUAGCCACCUGUAAAAACAUUGUAGUGCCGCAUGUGGUUUGUAUAUGUACUUUAGUUGUAAUGUGUCUUGCCUUUUAUACUAUACAAUCAUAUAUUAAAAUGGAUGUUUACUCGUGUGUUACUCUUAAAGUGAAAAUAGAAAUUUGUAUUUUUACACUGGUCUUUAUAAGAACUGUUUAAGCAUUGGCCAGUAUGCCAGAAAAUGCACUCUUUCUUUUCACCAAAGAUACUCGUUUUUAGCACUGUUAGUGCAGAAAAAAUGUUUGCAAUACGAUGUUUUAAAUUUGUGCACGUUUUGUGUUAGUAUUUAUUAAGAUGCUUAUAUUGUGGCAGCAGACUUAAAUUUUUUCUUUUACUUAUGGUUGUGUAUCUGGCAGUUGAUUUAUUUGUUUGUUGUUUGUUUUUCACUAAAAGAGUUAAUAUAUUCGCUCUUCACUAGAUGUUUUUAGAAAAUUCUACCUCGAUGAAUGAGUUUUGCAAUAACUUGAUUUUAUGCUAUCAUUCCUUUUUGUUACCGCCUUUUUGGAGGUGUUUUAAUUACUGGUUUUGCAUGCUUGUUAGUACUUUUCAUCUUUUGUCUUAUAUAUUGCUUUAAAAUGAAAUGAUCUCACAUUACUUUGAUAAUUUAUAUAUUAUAAGUAAUUGUAAUUUUAUUACUAUAUUAAACUUAUGUUUUAAUGUUCGAAUUGUUUAUCGUAGUUUACUGUUUUUAACACUUUAUUUUUUUGACCAUUUAUUCGUUAAGAAUGGUCUUAGAUCUAUGCAUAUGUAGCACUUAGAGAAACUGUGAAUAUGUUCAUAAUUCUCAAAAUAGCAUUUUUGCAUUGUAAUGUAGCAUUUGUAGUGCGCUAUGUCACUAUUUGUUUUUAGAAUUUCGGUUGAUCAGUGUGUAAGCUUCGUAGCGCUCAAUUCUGUGGAACAAGUUAACAGUGCUUUUUACACCAUGUUUGAGCUAUUUUCGGAUAACAGUAAUUUUUGUACAAGUCUUUUUAUAGCAGUGAUGUUGUAAUAAUUAAACAAAAUCAGUUACAUUGGUAUUAAAGAUUUUGGUGUUUUUAAAUAAUAGCCUUUUUAAACUGUUGUGCAGUAUCUGUUUACACUCGUGUAUUUCAUUUUUUGCAGUAAAGGUUGCAAAAGACCCUUUGGCACUGUUAAGAACUGCUGUCCGCAGUUUUGUGCCAAGAGAAGCACUGUGUAUUUUUAAAGUUUUGAUUUUGAGAGUAUAAUUUUAUUUUAUUUUAUUUGCAUAUGGCUGACAAAUUAACAUAAUUUUUUCAAAAAAAUUAAAUGCUGCUUGCACAAUGUUAGAAGUUAUUUUUGUAUACUAUCAAGACUAUUUUUUCUACAUGUUUCUGGCCUCAGUUUUGUAUUCAUUUUCAGAACAUGACGGCCUUUUCUUUGUCAGCCACAUGUUUAAGCUCAAUUUUCAUUGUUCUGAAAUUUGACAGAUUUUUUUUUUUUUGUGUUAAGUUAGUGGUUAUGCUGUUUUGUUACUUUUAUUAAAUUUUUCAUGUGUUGAAAUCUUAAAUGUUAAACCUAAUAUAUAUUUCAUCAUUAAUCGACAUAUCUUAUAAAAGUAGUAGUGUUUGUAUUAUAUAUAUAUAUAUAAGUGUGUAGACAAAUUAUAUACCCUAGAUGUUUAGUCAUGUCAGCAAAAAUGGCCAGGUUUUUUCCACUAUGCAAUGCUUCUUUUACUUUUCUAUUUUAUUUCUAGCCUUCAGAAAGAACAAAUGUAUUUUGCCUUGGCCGAUUUUUGAUAAUCGUGUUGAAUAUACAGAUCUGUUAAUUCUCAUGGUGGCUACUUUUUAAGCUGCAGUCUGUGUUACAUGGAAAAACCUUUCCCAUAAAACACGUAGUUAAAUAUCCUUAUAAAUAUAUUUGUACUGAACUCAC